UUGUGUGUAUCAGGUUGACGUAAUGAAGAUGAUGUCAAGGAAGGAAUCAGUGCGGUGCUUAGCUUACUAUCAUCAUUCAAUGAUCUACUUUACUUGUUCUAUUAAUAUUUAUAUUCUUCUUCUCAUCUUCCUACUUUACUUUUUCUCUUUUUCUACCAUAAAUUUAUUAUUCCAUUCAACAUUAUUUCCCUUAUUCUCUUUCUGCUACUUCAUUCAACUAACUGCAAAUUUCUUCAUACCACUUCACCAUUCUCUCAAAAUCAGAUGGAGAGUUUCAUGCCUGAUUUGGCGAAGUCAUACGUAGAGAAAUUGAUUAAAGGGGCGUUGGUAGAAUCAAGUUAUAUAUGUUGCUUCACAUGCAUCGCUAAGGAUUUCGAAGAAGAAAAGGCUAGGUUGGUAUCAGAAAGCAAAACUAUCAAGGAACGUGUUGAAGUGGCAACCAAUAGAGGAGAAGAUAUUCAAAGUAAUGUUGAUUAUUGGGAAAAAGAAGCUGAUAAGCUCAUUCAAGAAGACACCAAAACAAACCAAAAAUGUUGUUUUGGAUUUUGUCCUAAUUGCAUAUGGCGAUAUAUAAGGGGAAAGGAACUAGCAAAUAAAAAGGAUCGUAUUAAAGAAUUAAUGAAAACUGGAAAGGAACUUUCAAUUGGACUCCCUGCUCGUCUUCCAGGUGUUGAAAGCAAUCAACCUCAAUUCUAUAUUUCUUUUAAAAGCAGAGAAUCCAUAUACAAUGAGCUUUUGGAUGCACUGAAAGAUGACAACAAUUAUAUAAUCGGGUUGCAAGGAAUGGGGGGCACAGGAAAAACUACAUUAGCCAUAAAAGUGGGUAACGAACUUGAGCAAUCCAAACAAUUUACUAAAGCCAUCAUUACGACAGUGUCAAAUUCUCCUGAUAUUAAAAAGAUUCAAGAUGAUAUUGCUGGACCCUUGGGAUUGAAUUUGAAUGACGAUAGUGAAUCAGACCGACCCAAAAAACUAUGGAAAAGAUUGACUCAAGGUGAGAAGAUUCUUCUAAUAUUGGAUGAUGUGUGGGGAGAUCUCGAUUUUAAGGAAAUAGGGAUUCCAUAUAAUGACAAUAACAAAGGUUGCAGAGUUCUUGUAACCACACGCCAAAUAUCGGUAUGCAACAGAAUGGGAUGCAAUAAGACGAUACAACUGGAGCUUUUAUCUGAAGAAGAUGCAUGGAACAUGUUCAAAAGGCAUGCUGGUCUAUGCAGCAAUUCAUCCAAAAGUUUGCUCGGUAAGGCUCAUAAAAUUGCAAAUGAAUGCAAAAGAUUACCAAUUGCAAUUGCUGCUAUUGCCAGUAGUUUGAAAGGAGAACAACGUCCGGAAGAGUGGGAUGCCGCCUUAAAAUCCUUGCAGAAACAUAUGUCCAUGCGCGGUGGUGAUGAUGGUGAUGAACUAGAUAAAAUUUAUAAAUGCUUGAAGUUUAGUUACGAUAAUAUGAAGAAUGAAAAGGCCAAGAGACUAUUCCUGUUGUGUUCUGUAUUUCAAGAAGAUGAAAAUAUUCCUAUAGAAAGGUUAACCAGAUUUGGCAUAGGAGCAGGAAUUUUUGGUGAAGAUUAUGAUAGCUACGAAGAUGCACGAAGUCAAGUAGUUAUAUCCAAAAAUAAACUGUUAGAUUCUUGUUUAUUAUUGAAAGCCAAUCAAGAAGAGAGUGUGAAAAUGCACGACUUGGUUCGUGAUGCUGCCCAAAGAAUAGCAAAGAAAAAGAUUCAAACAAUAAAUAUUUCUAAUAAAAAUGAAAAGGCAUUGGUUGAAAGGGAAAAUAAUAUUAAAUAUUUGUUAUGCCAAGGCAAGUUAAUGGACGUUCUUUCUUGCAAGUUUGGUGGUUAUGAGCUUGAAAUUCUAAUUGUCUACAUGCAUGAGGAUGGAGGUUGGGACAAUGUGAAUGUAGAAUUCCCAAAUACAUUUUUUGGAAAUAAUACAGGCCUUCGUGUUUUUCAUAUAUUGUUUGAUUUUAAUUUUUAUAAACCAACUUUACCAUUCAUACAAUCAAUCCAGUCGUUGAAGAAUAUUCGAUCAUUUCUUUUUGAGAAUGUCAAUUUGGGUGACAUCUCUAUUUUGGGAAACAUGCAUAGUCUUGAGACACUUGAUUUGGUUAGUUGUAAAAUUAAUGAAUUGCCACAUGGAAUUACAAAACUAGAGAAGCUAAGAUUGUUGAAUUUGGACUCUUGUGAAAUUCUAAGGAAUAAUCCAUUUGAAGUGAUUAAAGGAUGCUCAUUACUUGAAGAGUUGUAUUUCUUAUACAGUUUUAAUAUUUUUUGCCAAGAAAUAAGUUUUCCUAAAUUGAAAAUUUUUCAUAUCAAGGAUAAUUUUACAUCAAGGCAUUCACCAUUAAUUAAGUGUGUGUCUGUUAUAUAUUUUGAAAGGGUUCUAUCUGAAUCAACCCUCAAGUACUGUAUGCAAACAGCUGAGGUUCUUCAACUAAGAAGAAUCGAAAAGGGAUGGAGAAAUCUCAUGCCUGAGAUUGUUCCUGUAGAUCAAGGUAUGAAUAAUUUAGUUGAGCUUCUUUUACAUUGGAUUUCACAAUUACAAUUCCUUAUUGACACUAAGCUAUGUGAUUCUCAAGUACCAAAUGUGUACUCCAAAUUGGUUAUACUAGAUCUUUAUAAAUUAGAAAAUUUGGAAGAAUUGUGCAAUGGUCAUGUUUCCUUUGACUCUUUUGGGAGUUUAGAGAAGCUAUCGAUCAAGGCUUGUGAACAUUUGCAAAGCUUAUUUAAGUGCAAUCUUAACCUUUGCAAUCUAAAGAGCAUUUUAUUGGAGGAAUGUCCGAUGUUGAUCUCCUUAUUUCAACAGAAAAGUUCUCGUAGUCUAGUGUUGUUGGAGAAGUUGGAAUUAAUUGACUGCAAAAGACUUGAAUACAUAAUAAUAAAUGAAAGAAAAUGGGAGGAAUCAAGUGAUGAUGAUAAUGAUAGCAUGAGUCGUGGAUCAUUGUUUCCAAAAUUGAAAGUUCUUUAUAUUGAAAAGUGUCCUAAUUUUGAAUUAAUACUUCCAUUUCUCUCUGCUCAUGAUCUUCCGGCACUAGAAUCUAUCACAAUGCAAAGUUGUGAUAAGUUGAAAUACAUAUUUGGCCAAAAUGUCAAACUUGAUUCCCUAAAUCAAAUGAAGCUUGGUAGUUUACCAAAUUUUAUCGAUAUUUUCCCCCAAAUUUUUUCGUCUAUUAAGGAGCCAUCUUCCAUUUCUAGAGACACUUCCAAGUCACAAACACAAUCACUUCCUAUCAAAGGCAAUAUAUUUUCAUGGAUAAGUACUGCAUGUACUAAAAUACCGCCAACUUCUGACGAUGAACAGCAGGAUUGCUUAAUAUCAUCGGAAUCAAGUUCAUAUUGCCUCAACUAUAACAUAUGGGAACAUGUUCAAUGUUUUUCAAGACAAUCACAAAUCUUGUGCAAUAUUAAAGAUAUUCAACUGACUAAUAUUGCGAAGAUAAAAUCAGUAUUUAUCUUGUUUAUUGUUCCAAGAAUGUUGCUGGAAACAUUGACAAUUGAGAAUUGUGAUGAAUUGAAGCACAUCAUAAUAGACACUGAAGAUCAUGACAGUUGUAAUAAUAAUUUGGGCAAUGUCUUACCGAAAUUGAAAAAUCUCAAUGUUAGAAAUUGUGUGGAAUUGGAAUACAUAUUUGGACAUUAUGUUGAUGAUCAUCAAAACCACAUUGAGAUUCACAUUCAUCUUCCAGCAUUGGAAUGUCUCGUGCUUCAGAAUCUGCCAAGUUUAGCCGCCAUGUGUUCCAAACAAUAUCACAUAACAUUUCCACCUUUGAAAGAACUUGAAUUCCAAAAAUGUGAUGAUGUUGCUUUCAAAUCUAUUGGCGAUUUCUUAACUCAUCAUUCGAUUACAAGAUCUGUAGACCGUACAACCAUGAAGGAGUUGAGUGGGAACGUGGAGUAUUUUCAGAAAUUGGAAAUACUUGAUUUAAGUGACUCCAAAAUAGGAUAUAUCUUUUGGCUCGAUGAAAUAGAUGGACAAGAAAUGAAUACAGGGUUGACAUAUAUUAGCUUAUAUAAUAUGUCUGGUAUGACAUGUCCUUUUGUGGGUCCCAAAAACUAUAUUUUCCUCAAAAGUCUUACACAGUUAGUUAUAAUGCAUUGUAAAAAAUUGGAAAUUGUUUUCUCCACAUCUGUAUCAAGAUGCCUACCACAACUGCAAUAUUUAACAAUAAAAGAAUGCAAAGAGUUGAAGCAUAUUAUUGAAGAUGAUUUGGAGAAUAAAAAGUCCUCAAAGUUUCCGUCUACAAACCCAUGCUUCCCAAAGUUAGAAUUGCUUUAUGUAGUAAACUGCAACAACUUGAAAUGUAUCUGUCCAAGCUCCAUGUGUAAAGACUUUCCUAAAUUAUAUCACAUUGAUGUUGAAGAUUGCGUGCAAUUGGAAUACAUAGUUGGACCCUACAGUGAUGAUCAUCAAAACCACACAGAGAUUCACAUUCAUUUUCUAGCAUUGGAAUAUCUCUAUCUUGUCAAUCUGCCAAGUUUAGUAGCCAUGUGUCCCAAACAAUAUGGCACAACAUUUCCAUGUUUGAAACUCCUUAAACUCAAUAAUUGCUCCAAGGUUGAUAUUAAAUCUAUUGGUGAUUUCAUAACUCCUCAUUCGUUAACAAGAUCUAUGGACGGUGCAUCCAUGAAGGAAUUGAGUGGGAAGAUGGAUCAUGUAAAUGAAAAGCAGAUGAACAUAAAGUUAGAAAAUAUUAAGUUGCAUACUCUGGCUUUGAUGACGUCUCUUUUUUUGGGUCCCAAAAACUCUUUUGCUCUCCAAAACCUAAGAAACAUAAAUAUAGUGCAAUGUGAAAAAUUGGAAAUAAUUUUUUCUAAUUCUAUUUUAAGAUGCCUACCACAAUUGCAAAGUCUAAUAAUAGAAGAAUGCAAAGAGUUGAAGCAUAUCAUUGAAGAUGAUACGGAGAAUCAAAAGACGUCAAAUUCCAAUUCCUUGUGUUCAAGAACAUGCUUUCCAAAGCUAGAAGCACUUGCUGUAGUAAAGUGCAACAAGUUGAAAUCUGUCUUUCCAGUCUCAAUAUGUAAAGAGCUUCCUGAGUUAAAGGUUCUGAUGAUAAAAGAAGCAAAUGAGCUAGAGGAAAUAUUCAAAAGUGAAUGUGAUAAUCAGAAAGUGGAGGUUCCAAAUCUGAAAAUUGUAGCAUUUGUUAACCUACCAAGCCUUUGCCAGAACCAAGGAAUUCAAUUUCAGGCUGUAGAGAAUCGUUUUGUACAGAACUGUCAAAACCUCUCUCUCACUUGUGAUUCAACAACCGACAGUAAAAUCAAUAUCUUCCAUAUUUCCUAUUCCAACUUAGAUUAUGAAACUUGUUUAAUUUUGGAGAGUCUAUUUGCACAAUUACAAGAAGAGUAUGAAGGCAGUGAUACUGGUAGUGAAGGUCCAAGUACAAAAACCACUAAAGAUUUUGCAGCUGAGAUUGAAGUUGAAGCAGCAUCAGAACACAAGCUGACUUUUUCACAGGAGUUGAUGAAUGAACAAUUAAUGGAUCCACUUGGAGAAAUUGAUAAUACCGUGAAACCUUCUCAGUUUUUGAAAGAAAUAGAGGACAGUUCUACAUCCGAAAAAUGUGUAGCAGCAACUUUGUCCACCAUUUCAGAAACAAAGAAUGACUCACCUAUACAAUUAGUUGCUUCUAAACAAAAGGAUACCGAGAUAAGUGUUGAAGAAGGAACUACAUUAACACCCUCAACUCAUUUAAUAUUAGAACAAGAUGUUGAUGUCAUAGACUCUGUGGAAACUACUAAGACUAAUAAUGAUAAAGUUUCUGUAAUUGAUGAUGCUGUCAUGAAAGUAAGCUCCAUCAUUGAGAAACACUUUCCUAAGGAUGAUGUUACUACAGUUUCAGAAUCUAAGCCCUCUCCUAGCAAUAGUAUUCCUUUGUCUCUUGCAUUUCAAACUCCUUCUGAAGGGAACCCUUCUCAAAUAGUGCAAGACUUGAGUUCUACUUCUCUAGUCACUUGGGAGCUUGAGCAACUAGUCUCCAAUAAGCAUUUGAAUUAUGAGAACUUGUCUGUGUUGACUGAUUUCCUUGUAAAGCAUCCUUCAGUUCUUUUAAGAGACAGUUCAGUGAGUAACAGAUACAAGGGUUAUGCCUACAACUGUCUAGCUGAGCUAUUAAAAUUCCUCCAAACACAUAGUGUGUUGGAUGUGUUAGGCUCAAGCCACUCUGAAUUUGUUGAGUUAUUACAAGAUAUGCGCAGAUUUGCCUUUGAUAAGGAUUGGUUGGAUGAUGUUGAAAAGCGUGCUUUGUUUCCUAAUUUACAAUUCUCUCAAGAUGCAUUGCAAAAACUAUUGGAUUCCCAACAACGUGUCACUAAGGAAGUUGAAGAGAUACGUUUGAAGAUAAACAUUUUUACUCAACAUGUGGGAGAUCUUAAGAAACAAUUGGCAUCUUAUGAAGCAUUUUUGGAGACUAUCAUGCAAGAGAAGGCAAAAGUUUUAGAAACCAAGGCUGCUUUAAGUUCACCUAUUGGCUAUUAGAAUAUUUUUCCUUGCAUUCUUUUACUGUUGCAUGCGUCUUUUAUCCUUAAAUGUUGUUUAUCUCUCGGUAGUUUCUUCUUUUCUCAUUCGAAAUACUAUCUUAUUAUUAUGUUUGUGUAUUUUAAAAUUAUUGUUGAUCAUUGUAUUUAUUUUAUGUUGAUGGAGUA
Messenger RNA from Cicer arietinum (chickpea), 6632 nucleotides. RefSeq lists its product as uncharacterized. Lineage: Eukaryota; Viridiplantae; Streptophyta; Magnoliopsida; Fabales; Fabaceae. The record is from RefSeq and is a predicted model, not a curated record. Gene Ontology annotation, molecular function: ADP binding.